Molecule: messenger RNA, 1767 nt
Organism: Ochlerotatus camptorhynchus
Lineage: Eukaryota; Metazoa; Arthropoda; Insecta; Diptera; Culicidae
Exons: 9
Coding region: 1-1767 (588 amino acids)
Source: RefSeq, a predicted model, not a curated record
AUGGCGGAUCCAGUUUCACGACGUGGCGCAAGAAUUCGCAAACCCACACCUAAACUAGCUGCUGCUACUUCUGCGUUACCAAUAUCCGCUUCAUCAACACGCCGAAAGUUACAACCUGAUCGGCAACCUGCAUUUGAAUAUCAGAUUUCAGCUGAUUUGCUGAAAUCCUUACUGCACGGAACAGUAAUCGGACCACCACCAGCUGCGAAAGCUGCAUUAGUUUCAGCCUUAUGCCUCCAAGCUGUGUCAGGCAAGAGUUUUGAAAACAGCAUCAUUUCACCAGCUGAAGUAUCCUACCGAGUGAAUCCAGAAUGUCAAAACAAUGCAGACACUUCUGGCCAUGAACCUGUAGAAACAGAAACGAAUGUUCCGGAAAUUGAAUCCCAAAUUGGUCAUAAAAUUCCUUUUGAUUUGUUCGGAGCGCUCCUAGAUGGAACGGUCAUCAGACCAGAAAUACUAACUAGAACUGAGCAAACUGCAGUGGGUAUAACAGCUGAUCAAGCUACACCAUUAGCUUCUGCUUUUCCAACGGUUAAGCAAUCUGGCUUUUAUGUAGAAAACGUUGACCUGACCUUAGCUUCUACAUCGAAUCCUGUUGCUUCACCUUCCCAGUUGGUACUAGAAUCAGCUGCAUCGAUCUCUAGUGACACGGAUAGUAAUAUCGGCCCGGAAAAUCCGGAAGAAACACCAAACUCAUCGAACCCACAGGCAUUUUCCGGUUACCACUUUUCACCAGAAGUGCUAAAAAGGCUACUGAGUGGGACCGUUAUCGGAACUAAGAUUCUUUCCAACGCUGAAGCUGUAGAGCUCACGGAAGCUAGCAGGAAGCUUGUCACAGACGUCAUUGCCCGGUAUCACCUGGAAAUUAACCGAAAAUCUUCUUUUGAAGUAUUGGAUGAGUACGCUGAAGUUAUCAUCAAGAUAUUCAAGAAGGAAAAGAAGAGUACAUAUUGCUCACAUAGAAAGCACCGCAAUCCAGGGGGAAAGUUAUACAGCCGUAUCAAUUACAUCAGGCAAUCAGAAAGAAAGAGGAUAAAAGAAGAGGACGAUCAUGUUAAAGGGAUUAAGCAACCGGACACUAACACGCGAGUAGCAAAUCCGGAAGCUUUGAAUGCUAUUUCCUGGUUGCAACUGAACAGAUCUCCUUGGUCAAGUGUGCUCGUGCAAUGGGAAAUCUCCUUUCCAGAGAGAUGCCGUGAUCUGAAAAAUUCAAAUAAGUUUUCUUCGGUUUUGGAAUCUUAUCCUCACUUGUCUGACGAAACGGGUUAUCAACUGCUGGAUAUUGAUUUUCGCUUAUUGGGAUACGGAGACCCAGCUGUCGGCGAAAGGAAGUGGAGAACAUUGAUAGAUGACAUCGCGUUGUAUAUUGCGAAGCACGCUAAGGAUCCAUCAGCAAAAGAGUUGCUACAAAUACUACGCAAUCCGGAUUACGGAAUAGAUGUUCGUCUAUGCGUUACGCUUCUUGGAUUGAAUACGGUGCUUAUACCUGUAAAAGCAGCAAAAGGGUUCAAACCGACUGUGGCCACAGCGCAAAAUGAAACGUUUUGGCUUUGCCUGGAUGGAAAUGCAGCCCAAUCUAAACUAGAAGCUGAGCGAUCUCUAUGGAAUAAGCAAGCAGAGCCGGAAAUUCCAAAGCUGAUCGUGUUUGGAGCUAGCCUCGAAACAGUAUCGCCAACUUGCUUCUUCGUGUAUGGAGUGAAUGCAGAUUAUACGUACGUCAACGUGACUAAACUUACGGAAUAUCUCGACAAAAAGCAAACAUGUUAA